AUGGCCUCGCCUGAACCCCCUUCCAUCCUUUCGAGCUCGUUAAUCAGCUCGCCAAUGCCAAUUCGUCCUUCUUCAGAGCACUCGCAAUCUCACUCCCCUGUGCGCCCACGUCGCAGCAACGGCGAUCUCGCCGACCGCGACACUUCUGCUUCCCGCCCCCGUCUGUCGCCCACCCUCACUCGUUCUUACAAUCCCAAUGAUCCGGAUAUGCGGGAGCGACAGCGUACUAUGGAUGCAGACAUGGCCAUGCAGCUCUCCCGCGCACGUAGCAACACUGUCGUCUCUACCAUCUCGCCUAAUGUCUCCCCCAUCGCACCUGUACCUCGACCUCUCUCCACCGUAUCUGAUACCCCCGUGCAAUUCCCCGCACUAAGCCUUCAAGAGGAACAGGCGAUGACUGAGGCAAGGGGACGCCCUCACGCAGUGUCGGACCCGGACAAUGUAAACGCAGAGCACUAUCACCCAGGCCCCGCUCCCGACGUGCAUCUCAAUCAUCUUAGUGCAGCCCACGACCCAUCGCUCCUCGUUUCCCUCGACACAAAUGAUCCAGAGGGUGGUCUACCUAUGUAUCAGGCAAGUGUUGGGCCUACUUCUGCGAGUCCUCCGGAGCGACAGGAGCACGACUUUUCGCCUAUGGAAGCAUUCGCGCGAGAAGAGAAGGCGAGAUUGGGACUGCAGACACCCGGCUCUCUACUUGGGGUGGUAGGAGGCACUUCGUUUGGACGGCCACCUGCAGCACAGCCCCAGAGCCCGGGUGAGCCAGAUGCAAGCCCCAGUGCGAGCACGCUGUUCACAAUUCCUCGUGCACGUCAUCGAAAGCUUUCGCAAAGCGAGCGAGCUCCGCGGCGAGGCAAGCUUGCAUUGUUCGAGCAACCUGGCGCGGCACCUCCUACUUCAGGAACAACACUCAGCGCCGUACCGUCGUACGAGAAUCUCAAUGAUAUCAUAAAUGGUACUCCAGCGGGUGCCGGAGUGGGUAUGGGUGGACAUGGACUCAGUGGAGGCCCGGGGUCUGGACAUGAUAGACCAUAUCGAUUUUCUUUCUACUCCAAUGCCUUGUCGGCAACGAUCCAUGCACGCAGCUUGAGCGAGCUUCCCGCAGAAGGUCAGAGCUUUGAGGACCUGUUCCUUGGGCGUACACCAGCGACUAAUGUCAACCCUACUCGGCCGGGUAUGAACGUUCGGAUGGGAACGAACGGCAGUUCGAUUACAAGCCCAGUUCUAGGUAUUAGAUCUGGAGUGACGUCACCGGCCUUCAAUCCUGUAGCAUUUGGAGCACUGUCGGGGAAGCAGUCGAACGGUGGGGGAAGAGGUAUCGGCGACGGCAGCGGAGAAAGCUGCACUUGGUGGCUCGACGUUCUAUCUCCAACGGAUGAAGAGAUGAAACUGUUGAGCAAGGUAUUCUCUAUCCAUCCAUUGACGACAGAAGAUAUCCAAAUGGAAGAGACACGAGAAAAGAUCGAGCUCUUUCGAAACUAUUAUCUUGUAUGUUUCCGCGGGUUUGACCAGGACCCAUACAGCCCAACCUAUCUAGAGCCCUUGAACAUGUACAUCAUUGUCUUCCGUGAGGGAAUUCUUUCGUUCCAUUUCCGCCCGACUCCCCAUCCCCAGAACGUUCGACGGCGGAUUAAGCAGCUAAAGGACUAUAUCAGCGUAACAUCUGAUUGGAUCUCGUAUGCUCUCAUUGACGAUAUCACGGACGCGUUUGGCCCGCUCAUCCAGAGCAUCGAGUAUGAGGUUGACAGCAUCGAUGAACUCGUGCUUAUUCUGAAAGAGGCUGAGCAGAGUGACAUGCUGAGGAGGAUUGGGACGUGUCGCAAGAAGGUCAUGGGUCUGUUAAGACUGAUGGGCAACAAGGCCGACGUCGUGAAGGGUCUGGCAAAACGAUGCAAUGAGAACUGGCGUGUAGCCCCCACCUCAGAUAUUGGCUUGUAUCUCUCCGAUAUUCAAGACCACUUGAUUACUAUGACGCAGAAUCUUAACCAUUAUGAGAAGAUUCUUUCGCGCUCUCACUCAAACUACUUGGCGCAGAUCUCCAUUGAAAUGACCGAGGCUAAUAAUCAGAUAAAUGACGUGCUCUCAAAACUCACUGCGCUGGGCACAGUUCUUAUUCCCAUGAACCUCGUCACUGGUCUCUGGGGGAUGAACGUGCAUGUUCCAGGGCAAGAUGUAGUAGAAGGAUAUGCGUGGUUCUCCGCUAUUAUAGGAGCGCUGGCAGCAUUUGCGGUACUGGCAGGCUGGUCGACGUAUAAACUCAUGGUUCGACGAUGA
Molecule: messenger RNA, 2271 nt
Organism: Fibroporia radiculosa
Lineage: Eukaryota; Fungi; Basidiomycota; Agaricomycetes; Polyporales; Fibroporiaceae
Exons: 6
Coding region: 1-2271 (756 amino acids)
Biological process (GO): intracellular magnesium ion homeostasis; magnesium ion transmembrane transport
Cellular component (GO): plasma membrane
Molecular function (GO): magnesium ion transmembrane transporter activity
Source: RefSeq, a predicted model, not a curated record